Molecule: messenger RNA, 360 nt
Organism: Prorocentrum cordatum
Lineage: Eukaryota; Dinophyceae; Prorocentrales; Prorocentraceae
Source: the annotation of a GenBank genome assembly
AGGCGCAGCAUGCCUUCGAGCAGAUGUUUCAGCAGCUUGCUGACAAUAUCGAGAACGCCGAGCAUGAGAUCAGCAAGAAGACAGAGACCCGCGCGGAGAACGAGGCGCUGCUCGCAGAGACCGAGGGCGAGCUGAAGAUGACGACGGCGGAGAGGGACGAGGACAAGAGGUACCUCAUGGAGACGCAGGCGCUCUGCAGGGUGAAGACGGCGGACUUCGAGGCGCGGCAGAAGCUCCGCCAAGAGGAGCUCGACGCCAUCGCGAAGGCGACCGACAUCAUCUCCAGCGGUUCGGUGAAGGGCUCAGGCGAGAAGCACCUCCCCCAGCUGCUGCAGCUUUCGAGCCGCGGGGCCGCGCUGG